AUGGGGGUGGGGACAUCCCUAGGAUUCCGAUUAACACGGACACUGAAAGAAGGAAAAGAAGUGACGUCUGCUAGGACGGACAUAGUCAAUAUAAAUAUUCGUUCAGACUUCAGUGCCUUCCCCUCCAUUGACCUGCAGCGCCUCCUACAGGAGGUUCCCUGUCGGUUCUCCAACAGAGGAGGUCUCAUUCACUAUGCUGUAAUCGACAACCAGGUCGCUAAUCGACAACCAGGUCGCUGUUCCCUGGGAAAAUGCAUUGACUUCAAGAUGUUCUCUGAUGAAAUAUUCCUCUCACUAUGCAGGAAGGUGAGGCUUCCUGAUGUGGAAUUUUACAUCAAUGUGGGAGACAGGCCAAUGGAAACAAGGACAGAUGACAUUCCUGGGGCUGUUCCAAUCAUCUCCUGGUGCGGUUCCACAGACACCAUCCUCCCCACCUAUGACAACACUCACUCCACCCUGGAGACCCAUGACAUUUCCAGUGACCUGCUGUCAGUCCAGGGCAACACAGGUUAGUUCUGCUUACUUACACCUCAUUACUCAUAUGCAAAUUACUCUGUUUCCUUGGCCUCUUGGUCCAACAAAACAGAACAGGCCUUAUUCUGUGGCCGGGACAGUCGUGAAGAGUGCCUACACCUGGUCACUCUGUCCAAGAAAAGGGGGAGGGAUCUGGGCAAAACAAAUCUUGUUGGAUUCUUUGACUUAUUCAAGUGUAAGUAUCAGGUGAACGUUAAGGGCACAGUGGCUCCUUACAGGUUCCCUUAGCUGAUGCUGGGGAACAGCCUGGUGCUGAAGCAGAAUUCACCAAAUCACUUCUACACCCACCUGAAGAAGCCAGGCACUCACUACAUCCCUGUGAAGAGGAGCUCUGACCUCAUCCAAAAGAUUGAGUGGGCAAUGGGGAAUGAUGAUGAAGCACAAGCGAGCAAAGCAGGCCAGACGAUUGUACGACAGCUCGUACAACCUAACAGAUUCUACUGUUACUAUUACAGUGUGCUACAGAUGUACUCUGAGCGUCAGACCAACAAGCCCACACUGCAUCCAGACAUGAAGCGGGUUCCCUAGCCAUCCGACCAGAGUGCCCUUUGCAGCUGUCAGCAAGAGCCUCAAAGAGAUGAUCCCAGCCUGGAGAAGGAUGAACCCUGA
Molecule: messenger RNA, 1143 nt
Organism: Oncorhynchus gorbuscha (pink salmon)
Lineage: Eukaryota; Metazoa; Chordata; Actinopteri; Salmoniformes; Salmonidae
Gene: poglut3
Product: protein O-glucosyltransferase 3
Cellular component (GO): endomembrane system
Molecular function (GO): glucosyltransferase activity
Source: RefSeq, a predicted model, not a curated record